UAACGUUAAUAUAUUUUGGCCGUGAAAGAUGGGAUGAUCAUUCAUUAGUAGCACUACAUGCAACAAGAUUCUUCUUGACUAGAGAAAUUUUGAGCAUAAGUUAUAGAUUUCUUCCACCAGAUCUAUAGAUUCAUAUGAACUAAAGAAGUCUAGUCUUGAUCUUUAAAUAAGCACCUCAACAGAGCUAAAUCUCUUAAACAUUAAUUGCAACCAUGGCUGAUGAUAUACAAAAUUAUGCCAUACAAUUCUUGAUCUUCCUUGUAUCGUUCUUCUUUCUUGGGACCAUCUACGCCAAAAUUCGCCACAAAGAUCGUCAUCUCCCUCCAAGCCCUAUAGCCCUACCGAUCGUCGGCCAUAUGCACCUUCUCAGUCCCAUUCCUCACCAAGCUUUUCACAAGCUCUCGACCCGUUAUGGACCGCUAGUUUACUUCUUCAUCGGCUCUAAGCCUUGUGUUCUUGCUUCCACACCAGAAAUGGCUAAAGAAAUCCUCAAAACCAAUGAAUCAAAUUUCCUGAACCGCCCUAAAGUAGCUAACCUUGAUUAUCUUACCUAUGACUCAGCUGAUUUCGCUACCAUACCAUAUGGUCCUCACUGGAAGUUCAUGAAGAAGCUUUGCAUGACCGAGUUGUUAGGCAGCCGAACACUAGACCGGUUCAUCCCGAUGAGACAGGAAGAGACGGUUCGGUUCUUGAAGGUUGUACUGGGUAGAGCUGAAAGAAAAGAAGCAGUUAAUGUUGGAGAAGAGCUGAUGAGGCUGACGAAUAACAUAAUAUCAAGAAAGCUGCUUAGAACGAGGUGUUCCGAUAAUGAGGACGAGCCUGGUAAGAUCAGAAACAUUGUAAUAGAGUUGAAUGAAAUAAGCAGAAAGUUUAAUUUAUCCGAUACGAUUCGGUUCUGCAAGAAUCUAAAUUUGCAAGGUUAUGGGAAAAGGCUGAAAGAUGUUCGAGAUAGGUAUGACAAUCUGAUGGAAAAGAUCAUGCAUGAGCAUGAAGAUGCAAGGAAAUCUAAGGAAAUGAACGGUGGAGAUGUUGCAAACAAGGAUUUGCUUGACAUUUUACUCGAUAUAUAUGAAGAUGAGAAUGCAGAGAGACGAUUAACUAGAGAUAACAUCAAGGCAUUCAUUAUGAACAUAUUAGGAGCAGGAACAGACACAUCUUCGAUCACAGUAGAAUGGGGAAUAUCAGAGCUCAUCAACCACCCACAUAUAAUGGAGAAAGCAAGGCUAGAGAUUGACUCGGUGGUCGGAAAUAGCAGACUAGUGGAAGAAUCAGACGUAGUUAACCUUCCCUAUCUUCAAGCUAUAGUGAAAGAAAUAAUAAGACUGCAUCCUACUGGCCCAUUAAUUGUUAGAGAAGCCUCUGAAGACUGUACUAUUGCCGGCUACACAAUUCCGGCGAAGACCCGACUGUUCGUUAACGUGUGGUCUCUUGGGAGGGAUCCGAACCAUUGGGAAAACCCAUUAGAGUUUAACCCAGAGAGGUUUAUGAGUGAAGAGUGGAGUGGAAAGAAUAAUAUGGUCGAUGUGAGAGGGCAGAAUUUUCAUUUGUUGCCAUUUGGAACAGGAAAAAGAAGCUGUCCCGGAGCUUCACUUGCACUGCAAUUUGUUCCGACGACUCUCGCUGCUAUGAUCCAGUGCUUUGAAUGGAAGGCUGGUGAUGGACAGAGUGGUAGGGUUGAUAUGGAAGAGGGACCGGGGAUAACCCUUUCUAGAGCUCAUUCACUGCUAUGUUUUCCGGUGCCUAGGUUUGCUCCAUUUUUAUCAAUCUGACUGUGCUCUAUGCAUGAAGCUUAUGGAUUUGGAAAAGUUGUACUCUGCUAUUUCAGU
This is a messenger RNA of Mercurialis annua (annual mercury), 1826 nucleotides long. Its product is annotated as cytochrome P450 93A3-like. The coding region runs from base 213 to 1769 and encodes 518 amino acids. Gene Ontology annotation, molecular function: iron ion binding; oxidoreductase activity, acting on paired donors, with incorporation or reduction of molecular oxygen, NAD(P)H as one donor, and incorporation of one atom of oxygen; heme binding. Lineage: Eukaryota; Viridiplantae; Streptophyta; Magnoliopsida; Malpighiales; Euphorbiaceae. The transcript is spliced from 2 exons. Gene Ontology annotation, cellular component: membrane. The record is from RefSeq and is a predicted model, not a curated record.